AUGUCGUUCCGCGCACGCUCAAUCAAAGCUUUAAUACGCAACCGAGGUAACAGAACAGAAGGGCAGAGAAGAGUCAGGUACAGCAUCCAGACAUUAUCCGUCGGGAAUGCUCGCUGCUCGUUGUCCACACGAUUUCAGCAGGGACCAGGACAAGCACAAUAUCAUGGAGCCAGAGUUUCAGACCAGCCAGAUCACUGGAUGAAACGCGCAUCACUUUGUUUCUCUACAGUGCCAUCUGUUGAGGUGCAACCUGGCUUCUCUCCGACAGUCUCCUGGGGUUACGACGGAGAGGAAAGUGCCACACAUCCCGUCUAUUUUUCUCACAAAGCACGAGUAGUUUAUCGCCACCAGAUGGAUGGAAAUAUUAUCGAUGCCACCUGCUGACCUCUGGGCUACUUUCCCAGAAUCCCUUGCCUUGUACCUGUAGAACUCCAGAACUCUGUAGAGGAGCAUCAGACCGCUUCAUUGUGUGUAAUUCAACUGAAUCUUUUAGCAAAGAUGUCACAGUGUUUCCUCUGGCUCCUCCACCCUCUUGCCAGACCUGGCAUUCACCUGUCUUGUAGGCUACUUACUGUGUUGAAAUGAAAUGAAAUAUUUCAGGAGAGACAGAGUGAUGCAGGCCAUGUGGAAGUGAAAAAAAGGAAUGAGCUGCAUGUUGUAAAUGAAUACAAUGUAUGUGCAUUUUGUCCUGAUAUCUGGUCCUGAAUGUAUGAUUUCCUGUUGUUUUUUUAAACAGGUUUUUCAGAGGUUCAUGAUUGCGUUCAGGAAAAGGAUAACAUUUUGUACUUAUCACUGAAUUCUAAUAUAAAAUAUGUUUAGUAAUUAUUAUUAUAAUAUUUAGUUUUAUUGUUCUCUGAUUUUGUUAAAGGAGAUUGAGUCUUGAAUAAAAUAGUUUAUAGUGAAUAUAUA
Molecule: messenger RNA, 909 nt
Organism: Pimephales promelas (fathead minnow)
Lineage: Eukaryota; Metazoa; Chordata; Actinopteri; Cypriniformes; Leuciscidae
Source: RefSeq, a predicted model, not a curated record